CUCCCUCUCUGUCUCCAAGCCUUUUGCUUUCCAAGCUGAAAUGCAGCUGAAAUCUGACGCCUGGACUGCACACACAGUGAGACGUGGGCAUGCCCUUGCAGUGCWCUGAUUUCCUCUGCAGCUUGGAGAGCCAGAGCCGUGCUGAGGCUCGGCAGAGGAGUCUCUCCAUCAGGCAGUGAGUGCCACAUCACUGGGCUGCCUUCAGAGGGGCUCCAGCAUGGUCCUGAGGCUCCUGCUCCUCCUUGGUGGGCUGCUUAGGGCCACCAAGCCAGCACCCCGCUGUGAAACCGGCCAGGAGACCCUAGGUCAAUGCCAAACUGUGCAGAAAGCAAAAUGYGUGGAUAUAGCCCUAAGUUCUUGCACUGAUGUUGCCUAUACUCAAAUGGUGUAUCCAAAUUUUCUGGACCAGAAGUCUCGAGAAGUGAUUGAGUACAGCUCUGAGUACCUGCUCAUCAGUGUGCUGCACAACUUACUGCAGGGGGAAUGCAACCCCGACCUGAGGCUCCUGGGGUGCUCAGUGCUGGCCCCACAGUGUGAAAAGGACAAAGCCAUAAAGCCCUGCAGGCACGUCUGUGAAAACCUCAAAAAGAAUUGCCUCCCUGCCUUUGAUGCCAUAGACAUGGCUUGGCCCUAUUUCCUGGACUGCGACCGCUUUUUCGCCGGGGAGGAGGAGGGGUGCUUCGACCCGCUGGCAAAGCUGCGAGGAGAAGCAGAUGCUGAGGAAGAUYUGUCUUCAGACUUGCCAGCAACUUUUAUCCAGUUCAAGCACCAUUCAUAUUCCCAAAUGGUGAGCACCCUGAAGAAGACUGCCUCUAAGUGCUCCCACAUUGCCACCACCUACAGCAUAGGUCGCAGUUUUGAAGGGAAGGAUCUUUUUGUGAUUGAGUUUUCAACCAAGCCUGGACACCACGAGCUGCUCAAGCCAGAAUUUAAGUACRUUGGCAACAUGCACGGAAACGAAGUUGUGGGGAAGGAACUGCUGAUUUACCUCGCACAGUAUCUGUGCUCUGAGUAUCUUCUUGGGAACCCUCGCAUCCAGACMUUGAUUAACAACACCAGAAUUCAUCUCCUGCCUUCGCUCAACCCUGAUGGGUAUGARCUGGCUGCAGAAGAGGGGGCUGGCUACAAUGGAUGGGUCAUUGGACGCCAGACAGCUCAGAACUUGGACCUGAACAGAAAUUUCCCAGAUUUGACAUCUGAGGCUUACAGAAGAGCUGGGAUUCGUGGGGCCCGUCUGGACCACAUCCCCAUUCCACARUCCUACUGGUGGGGUAAGGUGGCCCCUGAGACAAAAGCAGUUAUGAAGUGGUUGAGGUCUAUCCCAUUUGUGCUCUCUGCCAGCCUCCAUGGCGGUGAGCUGGUUGUGACAUAUCCUUAUGACUAUUCAAGGCAUCCUAUGGAAGAAAAAAUGUUCUCCCCGACACCUGAUGAGAAGGUGUUCAAAAUGCUGGCCAAAGCCUACGUAGAYGCACACCCCGUCAUGUCAGACAGGUCCGAACUCCGCUGUGGUGGGAAUUUUGUAAAACGUGGAGGUAUUAUAAAUGGUGCUGAGUGGUACAGCUUCACUGGAGGUAUGGCAGAUUUUAAUUACCUUCACACAAAUUGCUUUGAGGUUACCGUGGAGGUGGGGUGUGAAAAGUUUCCUUUGGAGGAAGAACUGUUUACAAUCUGGCAUGAAAACAAAGGUGCCCUUCUGAAUUACAUGGAAAUGGUUCAUCGUGGGAUAAAAGGAAUUGUGUCUGAUAAGUUUGGCAACCCAAUAAAAAAUGCYCGUAUUUCAGUCAGGGGCAUUCAGCACGAUGUCACCACAGCUGCUGACGGCGAUUACUGGCGGCUGCUGCCCCCRGGGACGUUCAUCAUCAGCGCCCAGGCGCCGGGCUACAGCCGCGUCAUGAAGAGGGUCACCAUCCCCGCCAGGAUGGCGCAGGCCGGCCGCGUGGACUUCGUGCUGCGGCCCAUGGACGCCUGGCCCAACAAACUCCUGCGCCGCUCCAUGGAUGACAUCCAYGACCCCCAUGACCCCCUGGAACUCUUUGACCCACACGCCCAGCACGGGCAGCCCCAGGCUCGCGGUGGGUCGGCGCCAGGCAGGGAGAAGCCRUGGUGGUGGUCGUAUUUCAGCUCUCUGGACCUGCACAAACCCCUGUGGCUGCUCAAGCAGCGCUGAGGGCAAUGGCGGUGCUCUGCUCUGCUCACUCCAGGCACCCUUGCCAAUAUUUAAAUGUUUCAUUUCAAAAUAUAAUGGUGAUUCAAGCACGUUUACUUCUUCUGUUUUCUCUUCGCGCACACACACGGAAUAUAUUCGAGUGGGUUUUUUUUUUUGUA
Messenger RNA from Malurus melanocephalus (red-backed fairy wren), 2325 nucleotides. RefSeq names its product carboxypeptidase Z (gene CPZ). Gene Ontology annotation, molecular function: zinc ion binding; metallocarboxypeptidase activity; protein binding. The record is from RefSeq and is a predicted model, not a curated record. The transcript is spliced from 11 exons. NCBI's taxonomy places the organism in Eukaryota, Metazoa, Chordata, Aves, Passeriformes, Maluridae. The coding region runs from base 218 to 2167 and encodes 649 amino acids. Gene Ontology annotation, biological process: proteolysis.